AUGACUAAUAUUAAAUCUACUUAUAUAAAGGAAUAUAAUACUUCUGAAGAAAGCCAUAAAGAAGAUAUUUUUGUUGAUCAAAUUAUUCUUAAAAAUGCUCAAGUUUUAUUAUAUGAUAAAACUCAAGUUUACAAUAAUCCACAACUACAGAAAUUAUUGCAAACAGUAUAUUCAGUAAAUUUAACAAAUAAAGAACAUUAUUUGGCUUUUGAUAAAGCACUUAAAACAUAUAGUGUGAAAUACAUUAAGCAAAAUAUUACUAGUAAUCUUGCUGAUCAGGAGAUGAUAAUGUCAAAAAUAAAGGCUACCCAAAAUGAAAAAAAUCGGUUAUUAAUGCUUCUUGAAGAAUAUAUUGAUGAUGUUGUAGUAAGCCAAAAUUCUUAUACAAUUAAGUUAUAUAAAGAUUCACUUUGGUUACUAGCUACAAAAUUAUCAUCUACUUUUAAUUACCCAAAUCCUAAAAUACAUCACCUAUUUGAAAAUGUACCAAAAAUUAGUAAAAAUA
This is a messenger RNA of Cetraspora pellucida, 505 nucleotides long. The record is from the annotation of a GenBank genome assembly. Lineage: Eukaryota; Fungi; Glomeromycota; Glomeromycetes; Diversisporales; Gigasporaceae.